This is a messenger RNA of Megalops cyprinoides (Indo-Pacific tarpon), 5852 nucleotides long. RefSeq names its product matrix-remodeling-associated protein 5. Lineage: Eukaryota; Metazoa; Chordata; Actinopteri; Elopiformes; Megalopidae. The record is from RefSeq and is a predicted model, not a curated record. The coding region runs from base 1 to 5823 and encodes 1940 amino acids. Gene Ontology annotation, cellular component: extracellular region. Gene Ontology annotation, molecular function: protein binding. The transcript has 7 exons.
AUGGCUGUUCUGGUGCUGUUGCUGGUCUUGCCCCUCGCCCUGCAUGCCUGCCCCAGAUUGUGUAGCUGCCCUGGCUCACGGGAGGUUCACUGCACCUUCCGACACCUUGCAUCGCCUCCUCGAAACCUCCCAAAGGACACUGAAAGAAUUAACUUGGGCUAUAACAGCAUCCAGGCAGUGGGCGUCUCGGAAUUUGCAGACCUCCAACGUCUGGAAAUGCUUAUGCUACAUGGGAACAACAUAGCGUCAGUGUCCGCCGGAGCCUUUUAUCACCUGCGCUCUCUGCAGAUUCUGAAGCUAAGCUACAACAAGCUGAGGACCAUCUAUCCCAGUAUGUUUGAGGGGUUGUCAGGCCUGGUGCGCCUUCAUCUUGACCACAACAUCAUAGACUUCAUUGAACCUCUUUCUUUUGAUGGGCUGACAUCCCUAAAACUGCUUCAGCUGGAGGGCAAUCAUCUGAGGGACAUUCACCCCCAUGCCUUUGUUACCCUGUCCUUCCUGGGGAACUUCUGGAGUUCCACCCUGCGCCACCUCCACCUGGCAGACAACCAGCUGGAAUACCUGCAGCCAGGAACCUUUCAAUACGUGGAUAAACUGGAAGUCCUCUCCAUACAUGGCAAUCCUUGGUCAUGUGACUGCCAGCUCCAUUGGCUUUUAGAGUGGAACAGGAAAAGAGAAGGAGUGAUUAAGUGCAAAAAGGAACGAGAUUCUGGUGUGAUUGAGAACUGUGCCACCUGUUCCUCACCCCAGAAGCUCAACGGCAGCCAGAUCUUCCAGCUGUCCCCUGAACAGCUCUCCUGUGAGAAACCUACUCUCCAGUCUCCACUGAAGCAGCGGGAGAGCACCAGCUGGGAGGACACUGAGCCUGACCUUCCGUACAGCAAAGACCUGGAACGCCCACUAGGUCAUCUCACCUUUGUGCUGUCUGACAGCCAUGGGAAUAGAGCUCAUGUGAUCUGCAUCGUCACACGCCCAGGUGAGGGCACCUCCAUGCUCUGGAAGACCUUGAAGGUGCCGGGGCAGUUGUCAGUGAACGUCACUCUGAUGAGCUCACUGGAGUGUGAGAUUGACCGCGAGGAGCUGCAGAAGCUCUGGAGAUUGAUUGCCUAUUACUACGAGAGUCCAGCCAUAUUGGAGAGGGGUGUGCGGCAAGACUACAAUGAUUCCAGGGCGACUUUUCAGUACUCCCAGGCAGCGAGUGAGGACUCACCGUACUUUACUGAUCUAAAGGGACAUUUAACAGCUGAACCAGGGUGGCUGCUGCAGCCAAAAGUUACGAUUCAACUUAACAGACGCAAGACCACAACUAAAAAACUUGUCCUGGAUUUUACUACUCAUAUCUCAGAGCACAUCAGUGGCUGGGGAGAGCAAGGUACUGCCACAUUCACCUGGGCAAUGAUAAAAAGAGGUGAUCCGGGGAGAAUACAGUCAGUUUUGGAAGGAUCUGAAGUCAGUCUGCAGUGUAAAUUGAGGAGCUCAGGAAAACAGACUGUGGAAUGGAUGCUGCCAGAUUUAUCUAUUCUGAGUGAGUCCCAUUCACGACUGAAGGUCUCUCAAGAUGGGAUACUGGUCAUAGACAAAGCAAGUCUGUCUGACUCUGGGCUGUAUCACUGCCUUGUACGGACCAAGACUGACAUAGACAUUGUUUCAUUCAGGCUGACCGUGAGGGAACUCCUGCUAAGUCCCAAUGCUAUAAAUGGCAAGCAGAUGUCUGUGAACAGUGGAGAAUCCCUCUCUCUCCCUUGUUCUGUGUCGUCAGUUAACCCCAGUAUGACGGUUUGGUAUCUACCCUCAAAUGAAAUCCUGAAGCCGUCGCCUCCGAAAGGGAGAGUCUAUGUGUCGCUGAACGGUACUCUGACCAUCAAAAAAGCAACCCAUGAGGAUGCAGGGGAGUAUAGCUGUCUGGCAGCUAACCUGUAUGGUGCAGACAUGCUGUCUCAUCUUGUUGAAAUCAAAGGUAAAAGAGACUCUGAAUCACCAAGUGUUAGUGAAGCUAGAGAAGAAUUAACAAGUGGAGAUAUUCUCAAAAGCAGCAAAUCAUCUGAGGAUGGUGAAGGUGAAGGGUCAGGAUAUCAAGAAAUAAAAUGGCCCAACCCAGUGCAGACACCACAUAGGACUGGUGGACGACAUAAUAGCUCUCGGGGGCAGUUUAGCUACGGCAAUAAAGGAAGGAGGGUCAAGGAGGGCAAAAGGAAACCUAACAAGUCUGUUAAAGAGCUUGACCCUAACCGCUGGGCUCAGAUCCUGGCAAAAGCCCAUGCUAAGACUCCAACUCAUACCCUGAGGAAGCUGAACAUCUCAAACACACAGCCACCCUCCACUUCCACAUUUCCUUGGUCUUAUCUUAAUCGGUUCCCUGUUUGGCCCUCAGUUCAAGGUUCUAGGCAGCAUCCUUCCACUCCUGGCAGAGCCUGGAGUUACCUCCACCCCAGGGGCAGAGAUGCUGGGGUCACUAACCGACCAGAAAUCACUGCACUGACUGCGAAACCAACCACUUUCAUCCCUGCAUCAGUAUCUCCUGCACAAGGCACCACCAUUACGCUAACCUUGAAACCACCCCAUAUCAGCUCAGCCAGCAGGGACUUUUUAUUGCUCUCCAGGCUCAGAAACCGAUAUAGACAAUCUCAACUGGACGCGUACCGUCUUUCACAAUUAGGAAAGAUUAUUACACCAAAGCCAAGGAUUAAUUCCCCUAAUCCAAAACCCCAUCAGGCUCCCUUCUCUCCAAAAACCCACAGUCCUGUAACUCCAACCUCCCUUCCAUUGGCUACCAGCAGGCCUCACUCCACGCCCAGCAUUCUGUACGGUAGCCGAUGGCACUACAGUCACUGGGGACCAAAGAAACUCAGCACUGCUCUGCCUUUCCCAAACCUAAUGGGUAAUGGAGUGAAGCCAAGGAUUACUUCUGUUAAUGUUGUCAGUGUGUCUGCCUUGGCAGAGACAGAUGUGUUCCUCCCUUGUGAAUCAUCAGGUGAACCCAAGCCUGCACUCUCUUGGACCAAAGUCUCAACAGGUGCUACUAUUCAAGCAAGCACAAAACAUGGACAAAGAUUUGAAGUGCUGGAAAAUGGAACAUUUGUGAUCAAAAAUGUUCAGUUGCAGGACAGAGGCCAGUACCUGUGUACAGCACAGAAUAAAUUUGGGUCAGAUCGUAUGGUAAUUACCCUUGCUGUGCUGACUCAACCUCCCAAGAUUGUUCCUCCAAGCUCUAAGGACAUCUCUCUGUAUUUGGGAAAGUCUGUCAACCUGGACUGUUUGGCAGAGGGUAAGCCCCAAGCACAAAUUUCCUGGAUCCUUCCAGACAGAACAUUUGUGCGGGAGGUGGGGCUUCUCAACACCGCUGCCUCACUAAUGCCCAAUGGCACGCUAAGGAUUCACGCAGCUAAUUUUUCCAGCAAAGGGGACUACAAGUGCAUCGCAAGCAAUGCGGCCGGUGCCGACACAGUGACAUACCGUCUCCACGUCGCAGCUUUACCACCCUCGAUCAAUGAGGAGGCUUCAGAAAGAAUUGUCAUACAGCCAGGCAGAAGUGUUUAUGUACACUGUAACUCAAAAGGAGAACCUAUGCCUGUACUAAAGUGGAGCCUUCCCGGUGGGGUUCAGAUUAAGCCUUCCCAAUUCCUUGGGGCGAGGUUCUUUGUCUUUCCCAAUGGAACGUUGUACAUAAAAAGUGUCUCAUCUACUGAUUCUGGAAAGUAUGAGUGUUCCGCCACCAAUGCUGUGGGCUCUGCCAGGAGAGAGGUGCAGCUGGACAUUAAGCAAGAGCCCUCAAGUCCCCAAAGGGGUCUGUCCCAGCAGCACAGAGUCACAGCCAUAUAUGGCUCCACUGUGUACUUGCACUGCCCUGAGUCCACAAACACACAGCGUGGCGCCCUCUGGAGGCUACCCUCCAAAACACUGCUGGAUUAUCGUUACAGCCCUGAACGGUCUAUUACUGCAUUCCCGAAUGGAACUCUCCGGAUUCUGCAACUCACAGAGAAGGAUGGAGGGAGCUACGCCUGCAUGUUCCAGAGGCCGAACGGUGAGGACAUGGAGCUGUUCCAGGUGGAGGUCCUCAUGAAGCCGCCGAAAAUAGAACACUUGGGCACGGCUCAGACGAGAGUGACGUACGGGGAGAACUUCCAAGUGGACUGCGUAGCCUCAGGUCUUCCUGAUCCAGAGGUGUCCUGGAGCCUGCCAGACGGAACCAUGAUCAAUAACGCCCUCCAAUCGGAUGACAGCGGGGCUCGCUCCCGCCGCUACGUCAUGUUUGGGAAUGGUACACUCCUGCUGCAGCAGAUGGGCAAAAAGGAUGAGGGUGACUACACGUGCUACGCCAAGAACAAACUUGGAGAGGAUGAAAUGAAGGUUAGCAUCAGAGUGGUUGUGGACUCUCCCAGGAUCCUGUCCAAAGAUCAGGCAUCUCUCUGGGGUCGCCUUGACGAGCCUGUGCAUAUGAAGUGUGAAGCUAGAGGAGAUCCUCCACCUACAAUAAUAUGGCUCUCCCCAAGCAAUGAAAUAAUUUCCUCCUCUUCUAAGUACCAAAUCUUGGGAGAUGGUACUCUGGUAAUCAGGAAAGUGAGUGUUGCUGACCGGGGGAAGUAUGCUUGUGUAGCCAGGAACUCGGCGGGAGAUGACAUAAAAAAUGUGAAACUGGAAGUGGAGGCCAGAGAGCCUCAGAUAAAUGGACAAAGGGGAAGUACCACUGUAAAGGGUCUGGUGGUUUCUUAUCAGACAAUGCUGCUGGACUGCAUAGCGGAAGGCAUGCCAGAGCCACGCAUCACCUGGACCACUCCCUAUGGCAUGUCACUGCCCACACCGUACCUGGGCGGCAGGUUCCAAGUCCACAGAAAUGGGACUUUGGAGUUGCGUGGCUUGAGGAAGACUGACGAGGGUAAGUUUGUCUGCCUUGCAAAAAACAACCUAGGGGAAGCAAGCCUCGAGAUUGACCUUGAAGUGGCCCCUCUAGCAGAAAAGCCAAGCUUUCUGGUACCAAACAUUGAAGUUUUGCCCCUCAAGUUAGACAGCAGCGAAGUCACUCUCGAAUGUCAUGCCCGAGGCAAGCCAAUGCCGGAGUUUGUGUGGGUGCUGCCAAAUAGCACCGUACUGACCCCCGGCACAAAACUUCAGCGUUUCCUUCACUAUCCAGUCAAUGGGACAUUGCGCAUAUUCCAACCGGUAACUAGUGACAAGGGUGUUUAUCGUUGCUUAGCUAAAAAUGUGGCUGGACAAGCUGAGAAACGCUACGCUCUCGAACCAGGGAGAAAGCCCCAGAUCCGUGGAACAUCAGGACCCAUGAAGAUUUCAUUCGGACAGAGUCUAAACCUACCCUGCUCUGUCGAUGGCUGGCCACAGGCUACCAUCUCCUGGACUCUCCCCAGUGGUCUGAUCCUGGACAAGCCUCAAGUCGUUGGAAGAGUAACAUAUUUAGCAAAUGGCACACUUCAGCUCAGAGAGACGGCCACAUUUGACAGAGGAACCUACAUUUGCAAGGCCACCAAUACGUUUGGGUCGUCAACGCUGUCCUACCCAGUUACGGUAAUGGUGUACCCUCCACGUAUCACCAAUGCACCACCAUCCAUAACAAAGGUGAACAGAGGAUCACCAGUAAAGCUCAGCUGUGUUGCUGCAGGCAUUCCCAAACCUGACAUUUCAUGGACUCUUCCUGGACGCACCACGCUUGUUCCCAGCAACCGUUUUGCGGCACAGGGGGGUGUUCACAUGACGGUGGAAGGCAGCCUAGUCAUACAAAACCCAGUGCUCAUGAACUCAGGGAUUUAUAAAUGCAAUGCAAAAAAUGCUCUCGGAACGGACUUCAAAGCAACAUACCUUCAAGUGAUAUGAGUAACCCAGCUUUUAAACAUAAAAAAACA